GUUGUGUCCCUGGCGCAUAGCAUAACCGAAAGUGGUACAACCUUCAAGCAAUGGACAGAGCCUUUGCACCAAAAAUGAAGGUGGCUUUCGUGACAGCGGCACUUGCCGCUUCUCUUGAUAGCGAAUGUUGCGCGUACUCUGUUGUUAGAGGAAAUCUGGACCGUGAACCACCGGCACAUCCUCUAGACGAGGAGUAUCCCGUCAACACUCUCGACGUUAAAGCUCCUAAGGCGCGGCAAAUCAUGUAUGAAGAAGGCGUCCCGGAUGUCUUUCCUGUGAAUCAACCAGGGGAGCAAUACCUGCCAGAUUCCCACAAUGACUACGCAGAGUACGUCAUCGUGAAUUCGCCGAACACGACCGUGCGCAACUUUGGCACAAACGCGAACAAGAACGUUCUAAUUAAUAACGCCAGAGGACCAGUGCGCGUCGAAUUCUCGACUCAUGCCCCUUCAACAGCGACCCUAAAAACAUUCGAUAAUACGGGAACAGCCAUGGUGGAAGGGCAGCCGCCCUCACUCGCGUGAUAAACCAAAUAUCUUUCCACUUGUUGUCCCUUACUUAAUCGUGAAGAUAUCGUUUUCGAGACUUGGCAGUAUAAUACGUGACCCCCAAAAAGGAAAGUAUGAGUGUUUCCUUAAAGGAAUCCCUGUGUACGCUCCUGCAUCAACACCCGUCACUGAAUGUUUAACUCCAGCCAGGCAGUAUCUAACAAAGAAUCUGAGUGGCAA
Molecule: messenger RNA, 728 nt
Organism: Toxoplasma gondii ME49
Lineage: Eukaryota; Apicomplexa; Conoidasida; Eucoccidiorida; Sarcocystidae
Exons: 6
Coding region: 51-524 (157 amino acids)
Source: RefSeq, a predicted model, not a curated record